Messenger RNA from Cyprinodon variegatus (sheepshead minnow), 3364 nucleotides. Its product is annotated as hemicentin-2-like. Gene Ontology annotation, biological process: cell-cell adhesion. The transcript is spliced from 11 exons. The coding region runs from base 98 to 2515 and encodes 805 amino acids. Lineage: Eukaryota; Metazoa; Chordata; Actinopteri; Cyprinodontiformes; Cyprinodontidae. Gene Ontology annotation, molecular function: integrin binding. Gene Ontology annotation, cellular component: membrane. The record is from RefSeq and is a predicted model, not a curated record.
CUGCUUUUCAUGCGAGUGAGCACAGCACUGCCCCACACAAGAAGCAGAGGAGGUUUAAAACACAGGAUACGUUGUUCACACUAGACCGGCAAAUCCAAUGACUGAGUGGAUAAUAUUUGUUCAACUCUUUUCAGGGUUCCUUCUGAUUUCAGGUAAAGAUGCCUGUUUAAUUAAGCUGGACCCACCUCGUGUAGUGGUGAAACACGGGGACCCGGUCUUGGUGAACUGCACCACAUCAGCCACUGAUAUAGAGGGAAUCGGAUGGGAGGCAUCACAAGGAAGCACAGGCCUUCAAAACGUGUCCCAUCUGAUGUGGAACGUUAGCAGUCUCACACAUUGGGAAGCGAAACCCAAGUGCUUUUAUACCCUUAAGGAUGAUAGUCAAUGUAGUGUUGAGCUGGGACUUGUCAUCUACCAAUUUCCAGAACACAUUGACAUCAGCCCCCCCCGUUCAUUUGAAGAAAAUCAGAUGCAUCAGCUUUUCUGUGGUGUCCCAAAUAUUUUACCUGUUCAAAAUCUCACCAUAACGUGGUACAAAGGAAACACAAUCGUCCAGACAGAGACUUUUCAGAAUGACGAGAAAAAACCCACAAAUCAGACUUCUUUAUAUAAAUUUAUACCAACGAGAGAGGAUGACCGAACCACUAUCAGAUGUGAAGCAGACAUGGACUUGGGGCCAGAAGGUCCACAAUUUAAUUUAUCUUCAGAGAUAUUAAAUAUCCAGGUUCAGUUUGGACCUGAUAUUGACUGCUUCAAGAUAGAGAUUAAGGAGGGAGAAUCUUUGGAAGGGAAAUGUAAUGUGACCGGAAACCCCAUCCCAAAAGUUACGUGGCUGAAAGAUGGACGAACCAUAAACCUGACUGACCCACUGAGAAGAGAUGACACAGGGAGAUAUAAAGUAAAAGCUGAUCAAAAUACUGAUCGAAAUUCCUCGGUUAAGGAAAUCCAAGUCAAUGUACUUUAUGGACCAGAGUGGAUCUGUCCCGAUGCAUAUAAUAUUUCAGAGUACACUCCACACAGCCUCAAAUGCAGCAGGGGCUUCCCAAAACCUCAAGAGUUCUGGUAUAAAGACGAAGAGGAGUUUACACUUCCAAACCAGCUAACAAGAGGAGAUGCAGGGCAGUACUGGGUCACAGUUUCAAACAGUCUGAAUUCUCUCAACUUUACAAUAAACAUUGAUGUUUAUUACCCACCAUCAGAUAUAGUGGAGCUUGAAGAUUCUGAAGUUCAGGUGGGAGAAGAUUUAGGACUUAAAUGCUCUUCUGUGGGAUACCCACGCCCAACCUACUCCUGGAGUUACCACAAGGCAGGCAACAUUAAAGUAAGAACUGAAGAUGGAGUGUCUGGUCUCAUCAUCCAUAAUGCCACUAGGUUCAACACAGGUUUCUACACCUGCAACGCUUCAAAUGUGAGAGGCAACGUCACAAAAACAGUUCGAGUCACUGUCAAAGGUGAUGUAGAAGAAUGCCCCAUUGAAAUACAACCAGACUCAAUGGUGUUGGAAUACCAAAGCGGAGGGCAUAGUGCAGUUUGCAUGCCCACAACCAGUGAGUCAAAUGUCAAGGAGAUAUACUGGGAGGUCCAUGGGGAUAAAUUUAAUAACAGAAGUUGGAGUCCUGACACACAUGAAAAUUGGGACCCAAGUCCUGUUUGCCACGGAGAGUUUCUGGGGAUAGGAUCGUGUAACAAAACUUUGCCCUACAUUCUCUACAAACCUCCAGAUGAUGUCUCCAUCACCAUCAGUAAUAUGUCCACAAAGGAAGGAAGUAAAAUAGAGCUAAUGUGUAGCAUUAGGAAUGUGGCUCCUGCAGACCGGCUCAACGUUACAUGGACUUGGCAAAGAGGGAAUGAGACUGUUGACCCUGAUUCUUUGGGAGUGAGCAAUGAGGCCAAGUGCCCCCCCUCCAACAAGACAUCUGCUGUAGAUGUGACUUGCACCAUGAACAUCACUCUGAAUAGGACUCACAAUGGAAUCCAGGCCAGAUGUGAAGCUGAACUUAACCUGGGACCUAAAGGACCACAACCUCCUCCAACCAUGUCAUCCAAUUCUUUCAAUCUCAGCGUUCAAUAUGGACCCAAGAUUAACAAAACAAAGCUUCAAAAGUUGUUUCUAGUAAUCAGAGGUUAUAAAGGGGAGCUUGUUUGUGAAGCUGAUGGCAACCCGGCCCCAGAUAUCAAAUGGAAUUACACCUCAAAAACAGCUUUUCUUGAGUCAGAUGAAACACUAAUUGUGAACGAGGAGGGCCUCUACGUCUGCACCGCUACAAACAACAUCAGCUCGGACACACAUCGGGUUGAAGUCGUUCUAGGAGAGGACUACCUGCCCCUUCUAGCUGGAUUUGUGGCUCUCACAGUUGUUAUCAUCUCCAUCAUCUUCAUCUUCAUCUACUCAAUCUACUACAAGAACACCAAGAUGCGUCGCUACAGUCUUAAAAACCCAAAGCUCAGCAGUCACAAUGGGAAUGUAGCUCACAACAGCUGGGACAUCCAGUUGCCAGUAACCAAGCUGUCUUAAUAGAACUGCUGUUAAUGAAGGAUAUCUGUUUAUUUCAGAGCUCCAUCUCUACAGUGCUGUUAGGUCUAAAAUGCAGACAGGAGAUUCACACUGGACAGACUGGAAGUAGCUUCAUAUUAUUCUUAAAUAUGCUUUUUUUUUAUCUUUCUUCUAAAGGUUUUAUGCCUUUAAAUUAUGGAAAAAUUCUCAAGUUGUUAUCAUCUGUUUUAAUGGAUAAGAAAAAUGAAGAAAUGAGGUCAUAAAAUUUGCCUUAGAAACAGAUUUUGUACUUUUAAUAAGAAGGGCAUAUAAUGUGUUUGCUUUGGUUUUGUAUAACAUUCAAGUCUUAUUUAUAUCAAUGUGUCCCCAUUAGAUUCUGUUUGUGUUUUUUUUUUUUUUUCUUCAGUUUCAUUUAGAAAAAGAAGAAAAAAAGGCAUAGCUUUAGCUGUUAAGAAAAACCUGAAACUGAUCUGGUUAAACAUGAUAAAUGAAUGAAAAUCUGGAAGCUGUUUUAUUUUGCAUUCAUUUGCCUCUCCUCUAACUGUGCCUGCCCUUUUUUACUGGUGCCAAAUUGUGCCAGGCUCCUCCAGCCCGGUGGAUGAAAUUCUCAAUGCUUUUUCUAUGCCUGACUGUUGCCAUUUCUAGCCUUUAAAUGUAUAUUCAAGAAAAUAUUUGAUAUAAAUGAGAAGUUUAUAUUUAUUAAUGAUGAACAGUUGAAAGUUUGCUUUAAAAAGCGACUGCAUUUGUAAAGCUAGCUAAUUUUUUGAAACCAAAGCAGUCCAGACUGUGAUAUUUGAAAGAACACACUGUACACAUUUGUGAAUACUGCUGUAAAUAUUUGUUAUUUUUUAAAAGAAGUUUUUUUUUAAC